This is a messenger RNA of Phodopus roborovskii (desert hamster), 2147 nucleotides long. RefSeq names its product target of myb1 like 1 membrane trafficking protein (gene Tom1l1). Lineage: Eukaryota; Metazoa; Chordata; Mammalia; Rodentia; Cricetidae. The transcript has 16 exons. Bases 104 to 1531 code for a protein of 475 amino acids. Gene Ontology annotation, cellular component: membrane; endosome. The record is from RefSeq and is a predicted model, not a curated record. Gene Ontology annotation, molecular function: clathrin binding; phosphatidylinositol binding; ubiquitin binding. Gene Ontology annotation, biological process: signal transduction.
AAGCGCUGGAGCGGAGAGGAGGAGCCUCGAGCACCGAGCGGGUGGAGUCGCCAGUCGGAGGGCGGUGGAGGCGGAUUUCCUGGGAGGGUCCUCUGGAGCUACCAUGGCGUUUGGGAAGAGUCACCGCGAUCCCUACGGUACCUCCGUGGGUCACCUCGUAGAAAAGGCUACAUUUGCUGGAGUUCAGACUGAAGACUGGGGUCAGUUCAUGCAUAUCUGUGACAUAAUUAACACCACACAGGACGGGCCAAAAGAUGCAGUAAAAGCUUUGAAGAAAAGAAUUUCCAAAAACUACAACCACAAGGAAAUACAACUUACCUUGUCAUUGAUUGACAUGUGCAUGCAGAAUUGUGGUCCCAGUUUCCAAUCUCUGAUUGUGAAGAAGGAGUUCAUUAAAGAUACUCUAGUGAAGCUGCUGAAUCCCAGAUAUACCUUGCCCUUGGACAUUCAGAACAGAAUCUUGAAUUUCAUUAAGACUUGGUCACAGGGCUUCCCAGGAGGUGUGGAUGUGAGUGAAGUGAAAGAAGUGUACCUUGACCUGCUGAAGAAGGGAGUGCAGUUCCCACCAUCGGAUGCAGAGGCUGAGACAAGGCGGGAGGCUGCUCAGCUCUCACCAAAGCAACCAACACCUGUCCCUACAGCACCUGCUCUUUCUUCUAUAAUUGCUCCUAAGAACCCAACUAUUUCAUUAGUCCCAGAACAGAUUGGGAAACUGCAUAGUGAAUUGGAUAUGGUGAAAAUGAACGUGAAAGUGAUGACUGCCAUAUUGAUGGAGAACAUUCCUGGGUCUGAAAACCAUGAAGACAUAGAGCUGCUGCAGAGACUUUACAAGACGGGUCGGGAGAUGCAGGAGAGGAUCAUGGACCUGCUGGUGGUAGUAGAAAAUGAAGACGUAACUGUUGAGCUAAUUCAAGUGAAUGAAGAUCUGAAUAAUGCCAUCCUUGGAUAUGAGAGGUUCACCCGAAACCAACAAAGGCUUUUGGAACAGAAUAGGAACCUGAAGGACACCACCGAUACUUCCAACGAGCCCUCUGCUCCUUCCUGCGAUCUUCUCGACCUUAGUCCCAUUGUGCCAACACCUAUGUCCAAUGGGGAAGCGCUCAACACCAUGAAUGCUCAGCUUUCAGCCUUAAGUGUCAGCUCUCCAGGUCCUGUUGUAACAAAUAGCUUGUAUCCCAGUCUUCAUCCACAGGUGGAUUUGCUAGCAUCGGAAAAUACAGAAUCACCCACCCUGUUUGCCCAAAGGACCAGCCAAAACCUCGCUUCAAGUCACACAUAUGAUAAUUUUCUCGAACAGUCCAGUUCAGUAUUACUACAGCCAGUUAGCCUACAGACUGCCUCAGCAGCUUCAUCGAGCCAGCGGCAGCCAACCUUGCCCAGCAAUCAUCCAGUGAUAACAAACAGUGAUCUCCAGCCACCCAAUUACUACGAGGUAAUGGAGUUUGAUCCCUUAGCUCCUGCUACAGAAGCUGUUUAUGAAGAAAUUGAUGCUUACCACCAGAAAGGAGCUCAAAGUCAUAGUGACUGCUAAGAUGUCUGAUCAGCUCCUUAGCAACACAAAGGGCCAACUCUCUGUAGUCCCUGCUCAACUGAGGCCUAAAGACCUGCUAAUAGGAAAAGAAAGCCACAGUGGACCACUCUUCUGCUGUAAGGAAGCUUCAACAGAAUGAUAACAUUUCCCAGCUAACACUGCUAUUCCUGACAAUGGCUCAGGAUUUCAGGAGAAGCUGGCUAUAACAACUACAACUUCAGAUAAGGAAAACUGCCUGAUACUAGGCCAACUGGCUAAAUUGUAGAUUUGUAUGCUGAGCAGGCGUUCCUACCAGUAGAAAUCAUCACAGACCUAUAAGGGUACUUGAAGAUCAUCCUGCUACAACAUUGUGAAUAGAUGGGGCAGGAAGUGAAGACAGUGAGUGCCUUCAUUUAACUGAAUUUGAAUGUAGAAGUCAGUUUGCACUUGUUUAUAAAUAACACUUUGGUUUAAACUUGAUGACUUGUUUAAUUAAAAUUCAAGUGCCUGAGCAGGCCACUGCAUCAGGUGGCCUUUAUAAUGUUGAACAUUCUUGCCUUUUAUUAUAAAUUACAUUUUGAUUUGAAACAAAAGCUACUGGAAAACACUUAAAAUUAAAUUACUAUUAUUUGUCAGA